Molecule: messenger RNA, 1236 nt
Organism: Iphiclides podalirius (scarce swallowtail)
Lineage: Eukaryota; Metazoa; Arthropoda; Insecta; Lepidoptera; Papilionidae
Source: the annotation of a GenBank genome assembly
AUGUCCUACCUCAAAGUCUUGCAUUGCAGCUUAUGCUUAAAGCAUGGCUCAUACGGUCUAUCUACAAAAUCUCUGCUGUUCAAAAUUGGUAAUGGUAAACCAAUACAGCAAUUGGCUACACUAUCAACAACUCACUGCUGGAGAAGUAAACUACCACUUACUACCCAAACCCAGAUUUCAUCUAGUGUAAAAACUAAAAAUUCACCACAAGACACGAGAAUAUGGAAAGAAACACCUACUCAUGAUAUAAAAAACAACCUGGGCAAUUACUGUAUGAUGCUAUCAAAAUUUAGAUUAACAUCACUUGUAGUAAUGACAUCAAUGGCAGGCUAUGCUUUAGCACCUGCACCAUUUAAUUUUACAACAUUUGCCCUGUGUGCGGCUGGUACUGGCCUAGUGUCUUCAGCUGCAAAUUCUAUUAAUCAGUAUCAUGAAGUACCAUUUGAUGCCCAAAUGUCACGGACAAAAAACAGAGUGCUUGUUAAAGGGCUGUUGGAACCUGUUCACGCCAUCAGCUUUGCGGCCUUAACAAGCGCGACUGGGCUUAGUAUAUUAUACUUUGGUGUCAACCCCCUAACAGCUGCUUUGGGUGCGGGAAACCUUAUUUUGUAUACAUCAGUUUAUACUCCCAUGAAGAGGAUGUCAAUUCUAAAUACAUGGCUAGGUUCAGUAGUCGGUGCAAUACCACCAUUGAUGGGGUGGGCUGGCUGCUCGGGAAGUUUGGACGCUGGCGCCCUAGUGUUGGGUGUUGUACUAUACUCAUGGCAGUUUCCGCACUUCAAUGCACUCUCGUGGAACUUACGACCGGACUACUCACGUGCUGGUUACAGGAUGAUGGCUGUUACUGAUCCCGGUUUAUGUAGAAGGGUUGCUCUCAGACACACUGGCAUUAUAACAGCAACUUGUCUGGCAUCAUCAUACUUGGAAGUGACAAAUAUGUGGUUUGCAUUGGAGUCUUUGCCAUUAAACAUAUAUUUUAUGUACUUAGCUUGGCAGUUCUACAAAAAAUCUGACAGUGGAAGUUCAAGGAAAUUGUUUAGAUUCUCUCUGAUACAUUUACCUGCAUUGAUGUUACUUAUGCUAGUCAAUAAGAAAUAUUGGAGUUCGAGUGAGACACAAGAAAAUAAGGACUCUCUAAAAUCGCAUGAAGUCAAUAAGUUACCAGAGUCAAAGAGAAUUACAGUAUUGCCGAGAGGCCCCAUUGUUACUGCACAGGAUAAGGAUGUUUCAUUAAAU